CUUCCCCCCACGCCCCCAAUUCUUCAGCCUUUUGCUGAAACCGCCGCCCUAUUCCCAACCAAGUCGCUGCAACCUCGCCCGCCCAGGCCAAGCGACACCUUACUUAGGACCUUUCUGAUCGCUGCCUUGUUGCCCGCGGGCAGGUUAUAGAUCCGUUCCCCCUGUUCUGGGCACGCAGGAGCUUGGGGCGGGGGCGGGGGGUGAUGGAGGGUUUUGAUUAGGAAAAUGACACAAAGGAAACAGCAGUAACAGCCGGUUCUGGAACUCGAGCACGGAUCCCCUGGCCUAAGCUGUAGCUCCGGAUUCUGGACGUGAGGCAUGGGCUGCAGCGGCUGAUGAGCAGUGGCAUCGCACUGGUGGUCAUUGGCCACUUGAAUUUGGUGCUGGGUGCCAUUGUGCACGGCUCUGUCCUGCGCCACGUGGCCCGGCCAGACCACACGAUCACUUCUGAGUAUGCUGUGGCCAACGUCAUUGCUGUGGUCUCUGGUUUUUUGAGCAUUGCUACAGGCAUUGUGGCUAUUUUGGUGUCCCGGAACCUCUCCCACCGCCCUCUGUCUUGGACCUUGUUUGUGGUUUCUCUGGCAAAUACCUUGAUCUCAGGAGCCUGCUGUGUGGGACUGGCAGUCGCCGUCUCUCUCACCAUUGCCAAUGGUGGUCGCCGCCUCCUUGCUGGAUGCAACAGUACUGCGCUUCCAGCGAAUGGCCACAUUAUAACCGAGUGCCCUUUUGACACCACCCGCAUCUAUGAUACAGCUCUUGUCCUUUGGCUUGCCUCCUUGAUAAUGGCAGCCGUGGAGGCAGGCCUCUCGGCCUGGUGCUGCAUAGCCUCGGUUUCCCUUCGUGGAAUCGGUCCCUUCGCUGCUUGCUACAAAGUGGUACCGCUGCAGGAGACAGUCCCACGGGAGGAGGCUGCUGAGGAAGGCAAAGGCGAGCCUCAUCGCCAGCUGCUGGUUGAAGUGGCCGAGGGACACAUCUAGGAAAGAGGUGGAUGCUUAGGAGACCAGAACCAUGGUCAGGGAGGGCUCCAAUAGACUUGUGUUCAAGGCAUGGCCGACCGGGCUACUUCCUAACCUUGCCUUACUCCAGGGGGGUCUUUCUGCUAGACUAGAGGAGGAGGAGGGGAGGUCAAGGUUUUCAAAGGCUGUUUGCAAAGACAUGAGGAAGCCAUUUUUCCAGAGUCGGCCAACCCACAGCCCAGCCACUCAAAGAAGAGGAUUCCUAAAGCAGAUACCUGCAGGGUUCUGGAUGCAAACUUUAAAAAAAAAUGCAUACCAAGAAGAUAAACCGUCUUAAGGCUGUAGAUGACAAGAAAUCAGAUCUAUAGGGUAAUGCCAGCCCCCAGUCUCCUCCCUUUGCACUAUAAAAUUUUAAAUUACCAGGAUACCCAAUUGUGUAGGGUUGUCUUUCCCCACCACUGAACCUCAGCUAGCCCUUGUGUAUCUGGAACAAGAGGAAGGGUCAAGCCAGACGUGUGGCCCAGAACAGCAUACAAGCUUUCCAGUUCUUUAUUACUUUUUAUUAGUCGAGAAGCUAAAAAAAUGCUUUCCUAUGUUAAAAGCUCCCUUCAAGUUGAACUCUAUUGUUGUAGAAGACAGGGUGGGUAGAAAUUCACUCCAUACUGUCUUUUCUGCUUGCAAGAUUUGUGUGUUAGUAUUCAAGAGUGAUAUGCCCCAUUCUAUCACCUCAUUCAGCUGCCACAACCGUAAUAUAAUCAUUAUGUAUUAAUAUGAUUAAGUUAUAAAUUAUAUUAAUGAUUUUAUCCCGACCUCCAAAGAGCUCCUCUUACCUUUACCCAGAAUAGGAUAGAGAGGCCAUAACAUUCAAAGCCUCCCAAACUAGGGGACUAUGAAGAUACUCAUAGUAUCAUUCUACAUAUGUUUCCUUAAAAGUAAGGCCUACUUUGUUCAAUGGGACACUCUCUGAUAAGCAUGUAUAGGACAGAAGACAAAGCAAUACACUUUGUAAAUGUGUAGCUGAGUUAGAAGAAAUCUGAAAUUCUCAGCAUUACUGGCCCCAGUCAAGAGCUCUGCAGGGGAAAAGGAUGAGCCAAGUGCCUUUCUUUCCUCUGCCAUGUGCUGGAGAGAGAGUGGGGAGGCAGAGAUGGAAGGAACGGGCACUCCGGCUUCCCACUGCAGGAGGCCAAAGGGAGGCUACAAGCCAAGGCUGCUGGCUGUCUCAGAGCAGGCUUAGCUCAGAGCCUGCAGCUUAGCUGAGAAUAUGGCCUAGGCCCCCCUGCCUUGUAUCAGGGUGAGACCAAGAAGGUGGGGUGGGAGUAAAAGGCUCUCAGGCUUCCCGUGCAGCAGCCAGCCAGCUGGCAGUUUUGGGACACUUCUCUUUGCAGCUGAGUCGAAGUCUGCAUGCUCUGUACUUCUGCCUUCUGGUUCUUGAUCUUUCCUCAGCAUGGGUCACAACAGGUCAGGUGACAGCGAAAGAUGAUGUAGGCACCCCGAGGAAAACAAGUUGCCCAGAGAGAGGAGAGAAUAAAACCACCAUCCCACUGUGACCAGCUUGCUCUUGUCUCAGAUGGCUGCCAUAGUAGUGGUUUUACUUUGUCUUCUCUAUGACCAGUUUGCUCUCAAUUUGUUGAGAUGAGAGCAGAGAGGAUGCAGAAGAGGGGGAAGGGGCAGUUGGAUGGAACGGGUCUUAUACUUCUAGCCCGAGCAUGGAGCCCACAGCUCAGGGAGGCUUGCAGCUGACUCAUCCUCCAGUCUCUCCAGUGGCAGCUGUUUCAAGGUGCGAACCACCUGCCAACCACAAGCUGUACUGGGCAGUGGCAGUCAGAAGAGGCUCAGGUCUGACCAAAGAGUCAGACAUGGCUCCCAAGUCACUGAUUGUUGGUUUCAACCAUAGUAAACAUAAGCCCUGUGGGCUGCCUAACAAUACUUGGAGCAGCUAGGGUAAGCGUGGCAGGUUCCUUGCCCCACAAAAGACAAGAACCAGAAUUGUACAGAGAAUAUGUUUAAUUAACGGAGAAUACAUUCCUAAGGAGGGGCCCCUUCCUGGAAGGGAACAGUCUCUGGCAGAGGUGGAGUAGGACACCCUGGCUCACUGGAAGGAAAAGCUGCUGCUGGGGAGUCCUCCACACCACUGGUUGAUGAACUUGAGGACAUCCUGGCAGGUGGGACUGUGCGACAUCUGCAAGGGAAGCAAGAAAAAAGCGGGGCAAACGAGAGAGUUGGCCAGGCCAGCACCCUGUGGUAUGCUGUUGUAGGCUGUGUGGACACAGUACAGGGACCCAGCUUUGUCCUUCCUGCCCUGCUUCAUUGCUUUCUGCAGCCUGCCCACCUUCCCCUCCAAUCCACCCUCACCUUGACGGCCAUCAGAAACUUGUUCCAACUUUCCUUGUUGGCCUCCAUGCCGGGCCGUUUGAAUUCCACCUUGUUCCUCAGCACAGGGUAGCCUGGAAAUGGGGAAGGGGAGAUUCAGGACUGCUGAUGCCCACUUGCUUCUCCUGAGGUAGAGGCCUGACCUCCAGGAGCUGAGGAGAAGAUGCUCUCCUCUCCUUUCUGGCUGGGAUGGAGGCAAGACUUUCCUUAUGUGCUGGUUAUGCUGGGCGCAUGACUGAGCCUGCGACCCUAUGCAAGUUUGCUGGAGACCAAAUAGUCACAGUUGCCAGCAGCUAGAAGGAAAACGGUGUAGGGCCUAGCAGCUACGAGCAAAUUCUUCUAGACUAGCCUCAUCUCCUCCUUUGAUGAGGAUGAGCAGUUAGCAAAUGCUGGUUAUGUCUUUAAAACUUUCUUCUCCAUCUGUAGCUCAUACCAAAUACCUAAAGUGGGUCUUCAACAAGGACUCUGAUCAAGUCCAAAAUAUUAUCUGCUAAGGAGGGCUCUCAGUUAAAAGAAAACUUAGUGGACUUGUGUUCUGCAGUUGGUUUGUGUAUUGAUUAAAUGUGUACACUUGCACUCAGCUUAUAGCAAGGAAGGGCAGGGACCUAAGCGGCAGAGAGGAGACACCUCAGGUCUCUUUGCUCGAGGGGCAGGAUGACGCACCCGCAUUUGGCUCUGCCUAUACACAAAUUCAGAAAGUACCAUUUACAUAGAGAAAGAGAAUGCCUGUUCCAAGGGCGAUUUUUAACCCUGAAAUAAAUGUGUGGUGUAUUUUAAAUUAA
Eublepharis macularius is the source of this 4108-nucleotide messenger RNA. It is a transcript of the gene KRTCAP3, whose product is annotated as keratinocyte associated protein 3. The transcript has 6 exons. The coding region runs from base 336 to 977 and encodes 213 amino acids. NCBI's taxonomy places the organism in Eukaryota, Metazoa, Chordata, Lepidosauria, Squamata, Eublepharidae. The record is from RefSeq and is a predicted model, not a curated record.